Pelodiscus sinensis (Chinese soft-shelled turtle) is the source of this 531-nucleotide messenger RNA. Lineage: Eukaryota; Metazoa; Chordata; Testudines; Trionychidae. The record is from RefSeq and is a predicted model, not a curated record.
AGCCCUGCAUAUCCGGUUCCGGGCGUGGGGGAAGCGCUUCCGGGGCGGGGCGGCCCCGAGGUGACCGAGGCGGAGAUGGGGGCGCACCUGGCCCGGCGCUACCUGGGCGGCGAGGACGUGGAGCCGGACCCGCUCCGGAUGCCGAGCUUCGACCCGGGGCUGGGCUUCGAGCAGCGCAAGGAGCGGGUGAUGAUAGCAACUCAGCAGCAGAUGAAUGAAGCUCAGUUGCCCCUGGAGCAGCGGGACUACUGUGCGCACUACCUCAUCAAGCUGUUGAAGUGCAAGCGUGACAGUUUUCCCAACUUCCUGGCCUGCAAGCAUGAGCGCCACGACUGGGACUAUUGCGAGCACCUUGAGUACGUGGCCGCCUGUUCUGGGGCCUGGCUCCAUCCAUGGGCUACUCUGAUCUCAAGGCCACAAAGCUGGGGGUGCAGCCCUAGGGGCAGCGAGGCGGCAUGGCCUUGUGGAGAGCACAAAGGAGACCUGGCCAUUAUCCCAGCUCUGCCACUGUCUUGAUGAGUGACCUUGAGC